AUGGAGAGCCCCCGUCUCCGGCCGCUGACCGUCUUGGGUGCCGCCCUGCUUUUUCUGCUACCGCUGUUGGGUGCCCGUGCCCAGGAGGAUGCUGAGCUCCAGCCCCGAGCCCUGGACAUCUACUCCGCCGUGGAGGAUACCUCCCAUGAGAAGGAGCUGAUCGAAGCGCUACAGGAAGUCCUGAAGAAGCUCAAGACUAAAAGUAUUCCGAUCUAUGAGAAGAAGUAUGGCCAAGUCCCCAUGUGCCACGCUGGGGAGCGGUGCGCAGUGCGAAAAGGAGCACGGAUUGGGAAGCUUUGCGACUGUCCCCGAGGAACCACCUGCAAUUCCUUCCUCUUGAAGUGCUUAUGAGGCUUCCACCCUCCUCCAUAAAUCCCCACUGCCUCUGCCUCCCUUGAGAGGACCACACUUUCAUCCCUGGAGUUCGGCUUUAGCAACAAAGUUUGCGUUUCCCUCUGAGAGUUAAAGGGGCUCUUGUCCUGCUGUUCCCAAAUAAAAGAAUACAUUAAAUGUUACUGUGUGAAGGAUAACGCCUUGUAUGGUGUUGAUACAUGUGCAAAGUAUUCUUAUUCAUCUGACAAACUCUUACCCAUCUUUGUGUAGAGAAGGGGAACUUUACUUUGAAAACUGUAUUUUUGUAUGUGGUGUGGCAGGAUGAACAUUAGAUUUAGUUAAUCUUGGUAGGUGACAUCACAACCUGGA
Panthera uncia (snow leopard) is the source of this 702-nucleotide messenger RNA. RefSeq names its product CART prepropeptide (gene CARTPT). Gene Ontology annotation, molecular function: neuropeptide hormone activity. Lineage: Eukaryota; Metazoa; Chordata; Mammalia; Carnivora; Felidae. The transcript has 3 exons. The coding region runs from base 1 to 351 and encodes 116 amino acids. Gene Ontology annotation, biological process: adult feeding behavior; cellular response to starvation; G protein-coupled receptor signaling pathway. The record is from RefSeq and is a predicted model, not a curated record.